AACAGUGCGGAGGGUCAGGAUGCGGAGGGCUCAAUGUCACACAGCUUUACCAGCGGACACACCGCCAGGAUCAGUUGUUAAAUCAUAGCGGUCGUUACAUCUGGAUAAUUAGGACAAUCUGCAGAGAGACAAAGACCUUCUCAAGAGGUCCGUCUCUCUCCCCCUCCCUCCUUCUUCUUUUGUCAGACACCCACUGCUCUACAAUGUCCACCCAUAUGUGUAGACUGGUGGAGCUGAUGAUGCACUCUGCUUGCUGUCAUACCAUCAGAAGUAGAUCAUGUUUGCGUAAGGCAGUGUUGGUUCCUUUGGGUCCCUCAAGCCUCAGUGUUCCUGGAGCUCCCAUCCUUCACAGGCGGACCUACAGCCUGGACUCUCUCUCCUCAGGCCCUGGUCGGCCCACACUUGGUACAAGCUCCCAGCAGCCCCGUGCAGAGAGGACAUCCCCCUCCUCAGCACUCGCACACAGGAAGCUGUCUGCUGUGGCUGUACAGGGCCAACGGCGUCGUCUGUGCCUUUAUGACUAUCUGGACCUUGGGGAGGUAGAGGAGAAUGUACGCCGUGCUCAGUCCUGUAAAAAACACAGACACAUCAUAGUGGACCCAGAGCUGGCUAAGCUGGUAACAGAGCACCUGGGACCUGACCUGCAGGAUGCUAAAACUGUUAUCAUUGACUGUAACCCAGGUCCUGGCGUGAUGACUAAGACGAUGCUUAACGCUGGAGCUCAGAGAGUUGUGACUCUUGAGAGUGAUAAGUCAUUUGUACAGGAACUACAGGAGUUAGAAGGUCACCUUGAUGGUCAGCUGGAAGUGGUUCACUGUGAUUACUUUAAACUGGACCCCAUCGGCACUGGAAACCUCAGACCCCCUGUCAUGUUCACUGACAAGCUUUUCACUGACCUGGGAAUAUCAGAAGCUAACUGGACUGAUGAUGUCCCGGUGAAGGUGUUUGGCAUCCUGCCCCAGCGAAAUGAGCGCAGCCUACUGCUGAAGAUGGUUUACGCUUUGUUUGAACGGCUAUCUGUCUACAGAUACGGAAGAAUAGAGCUCAACUUCUUUAUGAGCGAGAGGGAAUACCGGAAACUGGUGGCGCGUCCAGGUGAAAUGAGGUACUACAGAGCCUUUGGUGUCCUCUGGCAGAUGGCAUGUGAUAUCGAACUACUGCACAAGGAGCCUUGGGAGUCGUUUGUGACGCCUUCAAGACAAAGUGCACCUUCUACAAAAGGCCUUCUUCCCAAUGAUCACCUGUGCCUGGUGCGUCUGCGUCCACGGGCUGAUCUGUUCUCUGCAGGCCUCACACCCUCCAAUGCUUCCACUCUGCUGAUGAUGGUCAAACAGUGUCUGGCAAAGAGGAAGGUCAAGCUCAUUGACAGGCUUAAUCUCUGGUCACCAGAUAGUGGGAGUAAAUUGUUAUCAGAAAUGGAAAUGCCAGAGGACAUCCUGACAGGCCACGUAUAUCCAGAGGAAUAUCUUCGACUGUUCCAGCUGAUGGACAAGAGCAAUGAGUUCACACAGAGCUGGCUUUAUGAAGAGAUCCUAGAGAAUACACAGAGAGAGGGAUGGGGCUAAUGUAUAUAUGUAAGGAAAUGUGCAUAGAUUUAUUUAAUCAAAGACAAAAGAAGUCCAUGCAAACACAUGUAUAAUAUAUUGCCUGUAAAAUAAUUAAGAAAUGAAUAUGUCUGGUAUGAAACGAGGACAGAGAAAACACAUACAUAAAGUUACAAAUAUCCAUGAAAACACAAAAUGUAAUAAGAAAAAUGUUCAUGAAAUGGACACAGCAGAAUAACUUGACUGUAAAAAUACUUUUGUUACCUCACAUCAUACACUUCUGUUUGGAGUGACUGAAAUGAUGGAAAUGCUUGUGUUGUUACUGUACUUUAAAGAAGUGGAGGAACAGCUUGAGAUGAGCCUCUGUGAUGUCCUGAUCUGGGAUUUCCAUGAAUUGAGAUUUCAGCCAAAGAGUCAGCAGUAGAAGUGCUUCUUUCUGGGCCCUCACUUCUGAUGAAAGGAAAGGAUUUAAAAAUUGUCUAAUAAAUGUCAUUAUUGUAAUAAUAAUAAUAAUUUAAGUCAUAUUUUUAACAUAUUUUGAAAAAUGCCGAAGAGGGUUAAAAAAACCUCAGUCAUGCAAAUAAUUCAGAAAUGACUGUGUUCUACAUUUGAUGGAUACGUGAUUAAAUUGCAAUUCUUCUAAAACAGUGUACUGUGACAGCAGUUAUGGGAAGUUCACCAGAACUCACCCUGUAUGUAUCCUGCCGUAGUAUUUAAUCAUUUUCGAAACAGACAUCCAGAGUGAACUAGCAGGAAUUGUGCAGUAAAAAGGGAUGCAUUGUCAUUGUCAUUUUAUGUCUUGUAAAGUUUUGAGUGUUCGAAGUGAAUGAAUAAGCUUUUUUAAAAUGUCAUGGAGUGUAUGUUGCUUGUCCAAUAUAAAUUUUAAACAAAUGAGGAUUUUGAUGUGUAGUUUGGGGGAGAAAUUGCCUACAGUCCUAUCCAGUACAUCCUCACUCCAUUAGCAAUCACAUUUUGAGGAGUUGGGGUGUUCUGCCAAACUAAAUCUAUUCCCUUUCCACAGUGAAAAUUGUGAUUUAUCUGAGU
This is a messenger RNA of Scomber japonicus (chub mackerel), 2588 nucleotides long. It is a transcript of the gene tfb2m, whose product is annotated as transcription factor B2, mitochondrial. Lineage: Eukaryota; Metazoa; Chordata; Actinopteri; Scombriformes; Scombridae. Gene Ontology annotation, molecular function: mitochondrial transcription factor activity; rRNA (adenine-N6,N6-)-dimethyltransferase activity. Gene Ontology annotation, biological process: transcription initiation at mitochondrial promoter; rRNA methylation. Gene Ontology annotation, cellular component: mitochondrial matrix. The record is from RefSeq and is a predicted model, not a curated record. Bases 204 to 1565 code for a protein of 453 amino acids. The transcript has 10 exons.